Messenger RNA from Drosophila subobscura, 958 nucleotides. RefSeq names its product circadian clock-controlled protein-like. The record is from RefSeq and is a predicted model, not a curated record. The coding region runs from base 179 to 937 and encodes 252 amino acids. NCBI's taxonomy places the organism in Eukaryota, Metazoa, Arthropoda, Insecta, Diptera, Drosophilidae. The transcript has 3 exons.
UCUGUACAUAUGUUGAUGGGGAGUCGUUAUCUCUAUUUAAACUGGUUCUAGACUGAAUGCACAUUCCUAUUAAGUUUGUCGGCCUUAUAGAACUUCUAUCUAUUACCAUUAUAUUGUCAUUUUAUUCGCUGAUCAACCGCUGGGGCCAGCACAUGUACAGUCUAGAGUAGAGAGUAAAAUGCGUUCCAUUUACAGCAAAGUAGUUCUAAGUCUACAACUAAUCAUCGUCUAUCGAUGCCAAGCACUGAAUAUAACCCAGGAUAUACAAAGAUGCCGCUUUGGGGACACCGAUUGCCUCAUCGAGAGCAUGAACAGCAUCAUCAGGAGAUAUCCCAAAGGCAUACCCUCAAUCGGCAUGAAACCCAUCGAUGUGGUGGACAUAAUGGACUCGCAGAUAUGGAAUAAUGCACAGAGGGGUCCCGUCUGGUUCAUGUUCAAGAUGUUCGAUCAGGUCAACUAUGGCUUUGAGAAUACAACAAUCACAAAGGUUAGGGGCUUUGAUAAGAAUCCAACCACAUCGCAUAUUGAGAUACUCGGCGAGAUUCCCAGCCUUAUCCACAAGGGCAUGUACACGGCUGUUGGAAAGUUGCUGUUCAUUCAAAUGAAUGCAACUGGAGAGUUCAUAUCGGAUUUUCAGAAUUUUAAAUUCACCCUCAAGCUGAAAGUAUUGCUGGAAUAUCGGAACAAUAAGCGCUACUUGAAGAUGUACGAGCUGGUGCCAAGAGUGAGUUUGGAUCGUUGGAUUAUCUGGCUGGAUGAGUUCUUUCGAGAGAACACCGAUCUAACAAUACUCGUGAAUCAGGUGUUCAAUGCCCAUUGGGUGGAGUUUUGGAAUGAGCUGGAGCCAUCGAUUCUAAAGGUAUUUCGGAGUGUCUUCACUCGCAUGAUAGAGGACAUAUUCGAAAAGGUUUCCUAUGAUGAUUUGUUCCUCAAUUAAAUAGACUUUCUAGUACGUGUA